Messenger RNA from Syngnathoides biaculeatus (alligator pipefish), 2483 nucleotides. It is a transcript of the gene nop58, whose product is annotated as NOP58 ribonucleoprotein homolog (yeast). Gene Ontology annotation, molecular function: snoRNA binding. The record is from RefSeq and is a predicted model, not a curated record. NCBI's taxonomy places the organism in Eukaryota, Metazoa, Chordata, Actinopteri, Syngnathiformes, Syngnathidae. Gene Ontology annotation, cellular component: small-subunit processome; box C/D methylation guide snoRNP complex. Bases 173 to 1756 code for a protein of 527 amino acids. The transcript is spliced from 14 exons.
GAUUUUUUUUUUUUCUUCACCCGAAGAAGAAACAGCACAGUCGUGGCGUGCAUUUUACAUUUUCCGGUGAAGGACUCCAGCCUCGGAACUAAACUUUGGUGAACAACGCUACAAAAAAAGCAUCCAGGCUUUUCAAAAAGAAAACAAGGGGAAAGCGACGUCUGCUGCAAAAAUGCUGGUCUUGUUUGAGACCGCGGCAGGCUAUGCCAUUUUUAAAGUUCUUGAUGAAUCCAAACUGCAGCAGGUCGACAGUUUGUACAAGGAGUUUGAGACUCCUGAAAAGGCAAAUAAAAUCGUGAAACUGAAGCACUUCGAGAAGUUCCAGGAUACGACUGAGGCCUUGGCAGCUGCCACUGCUCUCGUUGAGGGUAAAGUUAGUAAAAGUUUGAAGAAGGUGCUGAAGAAGGUAGUUGCCAAAGAGGCUCAUGAGCAGCUGGCCAUUAGCGACGCAAAACUAGGUGGCGUCAUCAAAGAAAAGCUGGAUCUGAGUUGCAUCCACAGCCCCGCCGUGGCUGAACUCAUGAGGUGCAUCAGGAGCCAGAUGGAGGGCCUCAUCUCAGGUCUUCCACCCAGAGAGAUAAGCGCCAUGUCCCUCGGCUUGGCUCACAGUUUAUCCCGCUACAAGCUGAAGUUCAGCCCUGACAAAGUGGACACCAUGAUUGUGCAGGCUAUAUCUUUGUUGGAUGACUUGGACAAGGAGCUGAACAAUUACAUCAUGCGCUGCCGAGAGUGGUACGGCUGGCAUUUCCCUGAGCUGGGGAAAGUCCUCACCGACAACCUGGCUUACUGCAAGACGGUCUGCAAAAUUGGGGACCGCACCAACGUGGCCGGCAGCGACCUGUCAGACCUGCUCUCUGAGGAAAUCGAGACAGAGGUGAAGCUGGCAGCCGAGAUCUCCAUGGGAACUGAAGUGUCUGAGCAGGACAUCAGCAACAUCCGCCACCUGUGCGAGCAGGUCAUUGAAAUCUCAGAGUAUCGCACUCAACUGUACGACUACCUGAAGAACCGGAUGAUGGCGAUCGCCCCCAAUCUGACAGUGAUGGUGGGCGAGUUAGUUGGUGCUCGUCUCAUCUCGCAUGCCGGUUCACUGUUGAAUCUGGCAAAGCACCCGGCCUCGACAGUACAGAUUCUGGGAGCGGAGAAAGCACUGUUCCGAGCGCUCAAAACCCGCAAGGACACACCGAAGUACGGUCUCAUUUACCAUGCCUCUCUUGUGGGCCAGACCACUGCCAAGAACAAGGGCAAGAUCUCCAGAAUGUUGGCCGCCAAAACGUCCCUCGCCAUCCGUUACGAUGCCCUCGGAGAGGACACAAACGCAGAAAUGGGUGUAGAAAAUCGAGCCAAGCUGGAGGCCAGGUUACGGCAGUUGGAGGAGAGAGGAAUUCGAAGAAUCAGUGGAACAGGAAAAGCAUUGGCCAAGGCAGACAAAUAUCAACACAAAAGUGAAGUGAAAGUGUAUGACCCGUGCGGGGAUUCGACGAUUCCCUCCACUUCAAAGAAAAGGAAAUUGGAAGAGAUGGAAGACACAUCGGAAAAAGAUCCUUCAACGCCUGUGGUGAAAGUCAAAAAGCCUAAAACGGAACCAGUGGUGGUAAAAUGUGAAACGCCCACAACUGCGUCUGAAGAGCCCCCCAAGAAAAAGAAGAGAAAGAUAAAAGACACCACUGAGGAUCCAGAAGAGGAGAAAGCAAGUGCUGUGGUGGAAGAGCCAUCAAAGAAGAAGAAGAAGAAAAAGGUCAAAGAGUUGGAAGACUGAAAAGAUCAACAAUGUAUAUUUUGUUUUAUGUUUUAUUUACGUUUUUUUUUUUUAGGAGAAAAAGUGUAUUAAGUUCCUGAUGAUAAAGAUACCCGUUGUCUCAUUUAUUUUACUGCAAAUUGUCUCAGAAGUUUCACGAGAUUGAAAAUGUUAAUUUUUAAUGACCUAGGUUAAAGAAUUUUUUUGUAAUGUAUUUGAACAUCUGUAUCAGAUACAAAUGCAUUUUAGUGCUUACUCCAAAUGACAACACUCAAGACUGCAAACAAUAUAUAUAUUUUAAUACGGCAGUGUUUUCUCAUGUUUCAACUGCAAUAUGUGGAAAUUAAUGCGUGUGAUUAUCUAAAGAGUGACAAUGUUUUCUGGAUGUGGCAUCUUCCUGUUCCAACAUGACUUUGCAUCAGUGCACACGUCAAGGGUCAGAAAGAUGGAUGAAAGACUUUGAUGUGAAUGAUCUUGACUGAUCUGCGCAAUCCUGACCUCAACCCUAGAACACUUCUAGCGGGAAUUAGAUCGCGGGCUGAGCGCCAGGCCCUCUCGUCCAACAUCAGUUUGUGCCCUCACAAUUGCACCCCUGGAAAAAAUGGACCAAUCCCUAUAAACAUACCUAAACCUUGCGGAAACCCAUUCUAGAAUUGAUAGAUAACACAAUGCAAAGGGAUGACCAAUGUCAUUUUAAACCAGAUUAAAAAUGGGAUGACAAAUUCUUACCUGAAUACCUUCAAAUUAA